Molecule: messenger RNA, 1266 nt
Organism: Chaetomium strumarium
Lineage: Eukaryota; Fungi; Ascomycota; Sordariomycetes; Sordariales; Chaetomiaceae
Exons: 2
Coding region: 362-1108 (248 amino acids)
Source: RefSeq, a predicted model, not a curated record
CCUCGCGAGGUUGCGUUUCGGUUAAGAAAUGAUAUUGCUCGUUUAGGUAGAUAGUGCAAUUGGUCCUUUCUUUCCUGACUACUUACCUUUCCAUGUUCUUUGUUUCCCCUUCACCGGUCUCUAGACGCAGAAUAGCCUGUGCAGUGUGCUCAGGCGGCGGAACCCUCAUCCAGAUGGCCGCUGCGCGUCGUGCCAAACCAAAAGUGCCCAAGAUCCUUCGCUAUCUUUCUCUUUUGCUCUUGUUUAACCCAGCUACUGCCGUAAGACGGUGCUACCACCCUAACACCGAUGAGGCGGUUGAUGAGUUCCCCUGCGAUCCCGAUGCAGAGAAUAGCCCCUGCUGUGGAGGGGGCCAGGCGCCAUGUGCCUCUCCAACAGAUCAUGUAAGGGACCAAAGGAGAACAUAAUCAGAGACUCGUGUACGGAUCAGUCCUGGGGAUCGCUCGAUUGCCCGCUCUACUGUUAUCUGACUCCAAACAUCGGGCCCGACCUGAUAUCCUGCGCCAACGUAACUCGAAGGGACACAUCGUUCUGUUGCGACGGUACAGUCGACUGCUGCAACACGGGCCUUGGGCGGUUCGAACUGUUGCCCUCGAAUCCUGAAGUAUGGGCAACUUGGGACAACACAAAGUCCCAAUUCGUCGUCGCGAAGCCUCUCUCGCCGGCAACAGCAGUGACUACGUCUUCCUUUUCCACGUCCACAACAUCGACUACAGCCAUGCAGAUGUCCACGAUCGCCGCAAACACCGCAACCAGUCCUUCGGCGCCGCCGCCAGCCCAGACCGCGCCGGGUGGUUCCGGUCAAGCUCACCUGUCCGGAUUGUCGUCGGCCGCGCAAGCGGGCAUCGGGGUUGGCAUCUCCGUCAGCGCGAUCCUCCUCGGCCUCAUCGCUUAUUUGCUAUGGAAGUUGUACCGGAACAAGGUCCAGGGGCAACAACAAAAUCAACCAUACAACCCAUGUCAAUUUUCUUCGCAGCCGGAAAUUCACCCCUAUCCCAAAGAAUUGCCUUGCCAAGAGCAGCGCACUGAGCUGGAUGGACUGCGAGAGCCGACUGAGUUGCCGGGAGCUGUAAAUAUGGUAUCACGAGGUAGUGAUAAGAGCGUAUGAUAUGGGGAUAUCUUGUGUGGGCAACCUGUAUUUGAGAAAGUGAGGUUAGCCCGUCUCAGGGAGGCCGAUGGCGGGCCUCUGCUUGGGACGACCAUAGAUUGUAUCCGCGGUGUUUACCCCGUAGACUUGUCUUGAAUGCAACCAGUUACAGACCUGAC